AUGAAUAGAGCCAUCUCUUUCCUGCCGGAUUCGAAAUUCAAGAAAUAUUGGCAAUAUGUUCUGAUGAUAUUGUUGAUUUACACUGCCUUUAUUACUCCCAUUCGGUUAGCAUUCAUAGAAGAAUUCAACUUAGUAUGGUUUACUUUGGAAUUAAUAGUAGACAUCUUAUUUUUUUUGGACAUCUUGAUCACUUUCAAUACAGCUUAUUUCAAUGAGGAGGGAGUCCUUAUAGUUGAUCGUUACCUAGAUAGCAAACCAAUAUCUAAGAACUUGGUUAAUAUUCGAUUUAAUGGCUGUAUUUCCUACUGA
Paramecium tetraurelia is the source of this 309-nucleotide messenger RNA. RefSeq lists its product as uncharacterized. Bases 1 to 309 code for a protein of 102 amino acids. Gene Ontology annotation, biological process: transmembrane transport; monoatomic ion transport. Gene Ontology annotation, molecular function: monoatomic ion channel activity. The record is from RefSeq and is a predicted model, not a curated record. Gene Ontology annotation, cellular component: membrane. NCBI's taxonomy places the organism in Eukaryota, Ciliophora, Oligohymenophorea, Peniculida, Parameciidae. The transcript has a single exon.